Toxorhynchites rutilus septentrionalis is the source of this 3630-nucleotide messenger RNA. RefSeq names its product segmentation polarity homeobox protein engrailed. Bases 517 to 2067 code for a protein of 516 amino acids. The transcript is spliced from 3 exons. NCBI's taxonomy places the organism in Eukaryota, Metazoa, Arthropoda, Insecta, Diptera, Culicidae. The record is from RefSeq and is a predicted model, not a curated record. Gene Ontology annotation, biological process: regulation of transcription by RNA polymerase II; multicellular organism development; neuron differentiation. Gene Ontology annotation, cellular component: nucleus. Gene Ontology annotation, molecular function: RNA polymerase II cis-regulatory region sequence-specific DNA binding; DNA-binding transcription factor activity, RNA polymerase II-specific.
CUCAGCUGUCAGUCACAGAGGCUCAGAUCACAGGUGACAUUUGACUAUGUCACAUCACAAUUUAUAAUAGAGGAUAGUUCUCUUGCUUGGACAUCGCGAUCGGAUCAUCUUUCGUGUGUAUGUGCCUCGGCUUUUACUUCGUUCAAUUGCUUCACGGUUUGUUUUGUGGCUAAGCCGUAAGGGAUCAACCGCCGUGUUUGUUUUUGACUGACCGCAGAGUGUAGUGAUUUUGUACCUUGGACACUGCACACCCUUCGUUACUUCCUCGGAGUCGUUCUUCGUGGACGCACAUGGGUCUCUACUAGCAGUGUUUGAAGUGUGAGGUGUUGUGUGAAUUAUGGAUGACAUGUUCCCGAGUGACGUUUGACUAGGUGUGAAUUAGAAGAAUAACGAUUGCUCAUUCGAUUGGAAGUGUUGAGCGAGUGAAACUGAACUGAACAGUGUGAACCGAUUUUGUGCCUCAAGUGAAGUGUGUGGAAAACUAUUUCGAGCUAAGACAGAAUUGUUUCAGCCAGUAUGGCAUUGGAAGACCGCUGCAGUCCACAGAGUGCACCCAGUCCGCCACACCAUCACCACCCGAGCCAGAGUCCGGUGAAUUCUGCAACCGCAACGAUGAUGACCACCGCCAAUGGAAGAAGUCGGAUUUCGCCUACUGCCGAAGAGAUGUCACCACUUGUACCCAUCUCUCCGUUGCACAUCAAACAGGAGGUGAAUGAUUAUAUUCCUCCGCCACCACCCCAGCAGCACAGCAUUACCUUUUCGAUCUCCAACAUUUUGAGUGAUAGUUUUGGGAAAAAUGCACCGAAUGGCACCCAACAGCACCCGGUUAGUCCUAUGGCCAGUCCUGCCUGCAGCUCUGACUCCGGUAGCCCAAAUGGACCCUCCUAUCAUCACAGUCUGCCACCGCAUCGAUCGUUGGACAGGCGAGACAGUCUUUUCCGCCCGUACGACAUCAGCAAAUCGCCUCGGUUGUGUUCGAGCAACGGCAGCAGCAGUCACAAUCCUUACCACACGGACAGUGAAUCUCAGGAUUCUACCUGCUACGAACCCCACACCGCGGCAGCAGCCGCCACAGCCGCCAGUAUGCUAAUGUUCACCAACAACAACAACCAUUACCACCCUCGAAUCCCAACCCUGUACGACUUUGGAGCCAAAACCAUCCCCAGCAUAGAUCCCCGCUCGCCGCUGCUGAACGGCUUCAGUGCCACCAGCUACCCGAAGCUCCACGAGGAGAUCAUCAACAGCCACCGCAAGUUCCAGGCGAAACUUCUGGAGAACCAAGCGAAGGUGGCCGCAGCAGCAGCGGCAGCUUCCAACAGUAUCCAUCACCCGCAUUCCAUGCCCCCGCUCGGGUCGCUCUGCAAAACGGUAUCGCAAAUCGGGCAGCAUGUGGCCUCCUCGGGAGGUGUCGUCAACAGUGGCGCUGCUGCUCCGCUGGGAUCGUCGAACAAUCAGCUCAAUCUGGAUGGGCGCAACGGUGGCAGCCCCAAGCUAAGUCCGCGUCCUAUCCCAAAACCCACGGCAACGGUGGCCUCCAGCUUGCCGGGGAACGCGAGCGGAAGCAAUGGGCAUAGCGAUGGAAUCGGUUCAAACGAUGGUGGGGCGUCAUCCGAUGAUGCCAAGUCGGAAACGGGAAGCAGCAAGGAUGGCGAAGGUGGUGGAAAUCUGUGGCCGGCCUGGGUUUACUGCACCCGCUACAGCGAUCGACCGAGUUCGGGUCCCCGCUACCGCCGGACAAAGCCCCCGAAAGAGAAGGCCGAAAGCGAGGAGAAACGUCCCCGGACGGCAUUUACCACGGCGCAACUGCAGAGACUGAAGAACGAAUUCAACGAGAAUCGCUACCUAACCGAGAAGCGUCGGCAGGCGCUCAGCGCCGAGCUUAAUCUCAACGAGUCGCAGAUCAAAAUUUGGUUCCAGAACAAGCGGGCCAAAAUCAAGAAGUGCUCGUCGGAGAAAAACCCCCUCGCUCUGCAACUGAUGGCCCAGGGACUGUACAACCACUCCACCGUUCCGCUGACCAAGGAGGAGGAGGAGCUCGAGAUGCGUAUGAACGGACAGAUUCCGUAAGAGGCAAACGCCAGCCACCCAUCCCACCCACGGCUGGAUCCGUGGCCAAAAUGGGGUUGCACCUCCGCAUAAUGCCUAACCUCCUCGGCACUCUGCUUGGGUAGAGGCAUCAUCGGUUAGCGGACGAGUGGUCGAGAUAUCGGUGUGGAUUUCUACAUCAUUUUCGAGUGAGACAAUCUCGCCGGGCGUUGCAAAUUGGGAGCUGUCUCUCAAAGGUUGGACGAAACCUUGGAAACCAUGUCGCGCGUUAGGGGUGGCAGAAAUGCUGAAAUGCGAAUCACAGACAGCCGACAAACUCAAGUACAAUUACAUGUGAAUUGAUUUAAUGCAAGUGAAUCUUCCCGGACGCAAUACAAACAAAACCCAGAUCUACAGAAGGUAGAUUCGCGACGGGGUUAAUGUAAAUACUGGAAUCGAAAAAUACAUCUCAUGCGCCUUUCCUAUCCGUCACGCAUCAGACAGGAUGCAGAAAUAUUUAUUCAAACGGGGCCGCAAACUGAAACACAGAGGCGAAUUUGUGUGUGCAAUAUAAACCGAUCAGUCCCGGAACUCCCAAAAACUCCGAACCUAAGCUCGAUGGCGAUCAACCGAAACCGAAUAGCAAUGAACUAAUUAAAUAUAUGCAUUAUCGAUACUUAUCCAUCCCUGUAAAAACGAAAAACAUUGCGCAUAGUUUAGAAAGCGAACAAGCGCUAAGAAAACAGGUGGGCGCGGUUAGGUUACACUUUUUGACGUUUCAUAAGCUUAACACAUAGAGGUAGGAAGCGUGUAAAUUAUUUCCUUCCAGCGUCAAGUAAAAAUUCACACUGCACAUGUAGUUGAAUUGAGGCAGACUGUUGAGUCGUAUGUAAAUAGACUAGGUUAGGACGGAUUCAGUGUAAAAAAUUGGCUACUAAAAAUUAAUUGAGAUUAACAGCAGCACUGGAAGGGGCGCAGCAACGAGGAACGUAGAACACGAAGGUGUUCCCCUUGCGGUGGAAGAUAAAUAAGUUAGAAACACAACCUGUUAGCUCAAUCCAGAACUAGUUUUCGCGGAAGGGAAAGAAUCGUUGAAAGUUGGAAAAAACUUAACAAAAGCUGGAUGGACUGAUGUGAACCAGUGUAGUAACCGUUUGUAGCCGUAUUUCAAUCUAAUCUAAAUUAUGUUUAAUUAUGCUUGGAUCCAUCGACCAUUUUUGGAACGCUUCCAAUUGUGUUCUUCCCCGAGUCAGGUUUGAUGAAACUUUGCUGAUUAGAGCGCGCGCGCGGAGAACAUUCUCGGUUCGGUCAUUCAUGCACCCGGUGCACAACCCAUUUCGUGUGUUGGCUUGGAGAUCAAAAUGAGCAACCUUAUGCAUAAAGUUAUCAUUUAAUCUAUUCGGUACCCCUUUCGAAAGCGAAAGGAAAGUUUGUUCUUCAACUAUACUUUAAGAUUGCUAUUAUUAUUAUCAUUAUCGCUAAUUAAGAUUGUAACAAACUAGCAGAUUAUUCAAAAAACAGAGAGAGAGAGAAAAAACAGAACCUAUUAUAUUAUAACGAAGAUACAGAGAAAAGAGAGCGUAAUAAAAUACACUCAUGUGAUAU